AAGCGCCCCCUGGCGGAGAUGGGGCUGAGGGAGAGAGAAGACAUAUCUGACUACUUCUAAGAAAAGAUGAACAACUACCAGCUAAAACAAUUUAAGUUUUUUUAUACAUGUAAUACAUUGGUUUAUGUUUGAAACAUCUGCUGUAUCGGUCCACAAAGUCAGAGAAGAAAAGUAAACAGAGAAAGAAUGCAGAUUUUGUACGUGGCACGUUUACGUGGCGUGAACAAUGAGCGUUACCCGGAACUGCUACAUUUGGCAGAAACAUUUCGAGCUAGAUAGCUAUAAAGAAUAAUAGCUAAGUGCAGUUAGUUUUGCUCAAAAAUUAUUCAAAAAUAAAUAAAAUAGCUACAUUGAAGAGUACGAUAUGGGCAAUACACUUUCUAGAGAUGACAACGUGUCAACUGUAGCCAACAAUACUUUGUGAGGGAAGAUAGUUAGCCUAGCAGGCUAUCUAAUUUUGCUAACGUUACAGUAGCUACUACUAGAUGAUGUUUAGAUUUCUGCAAAAGUAAGAAGCAGAUUAGCUAGAUUGACAUUAGAUUGCAUAAACAACCGUGUUCAAUGUCGUAGUGGUUAAAUCGUAGAGUUAUUUAGCAGAACUGACCACAUGGCUGUUUAGACCUCUGUGCAGAUAGUUUUAGUUAUCUAUCAUUGCUGCGAAGUCGAUUCUUGUGAUCAAUGAUUGACAUUUUAGUCAUUUAAGUAUAAGAGCGACUUACAAUUCAUGAAUUUGUUUUAAGAUAGUUAGGUGAGACGACACAUCACGUUAAAUUUUCCCUCAACAAAGUAUUUAUCACCAAAGGCAGUGCUAGUGGGAAAAGAGAAGUACCAUUUGAUUUAUAGUUAUUUUUUAUACUUGGCGUUAUCUGUCUAGCAAUCAAGUUUGCCAACCUAUCCAUCUAGUCAGUUUCUGGAUUGAGACUAGUCUGUUUACCGCUCUAGCUACCACUUUCCAAUAGUCAGGCUAAUUGUUGCAUAGCAAAGCACAGCUGCAAUUAUGUCUAUGGACGACUUCACUUCGAUCAGCCUGCUGUCCCUGGCCAUGUUGGUGGGGUGUUAUGUGUCUGGAACCAUUCCUCUGGCUGUCAACUUCUCAGAGGAGAAGCUGAAGCUGGUGACGGUCCUGGGAGCAGGGCUGCUGUGUGGUACUGCCCUGGCUGUCAUCAUCCCCGAGGGGGUCCAUGCCCUGUAUGAGGAGGUCCUGGAGGGUGUGCACCACGCCCCUGGCCAGGUGGAGGGGGUGGGGGUGUCUGAGCCCAAGGAAGGUGUGGAUGCAGCUCUGGGGGUCAGUGGGGAGCACAGCCACAGCCACGAGCACCUCCAUGCCUACAUCGGGGUUUCUCUGGUCCUGGGGUUCGUUUUCAUGCUGCUGGUCGACCAGAUAGGAAGCGCCCACGUACACAGCAGUGCUGACGAUCCAGAGUCUGCGAGGGUUGCCAGCUCAAAGAUCACCACCACCUUGGGACUAGUGGUCCAUGCAGCAGCUGACGGCGUGGCUCUCGGAGCAGCGGCUUCAACUUCCCAGACCAGUGUUCAGCUCAUUGUCUUUGUGGCCAUCAUGCUUCACAAGGCCCCAGCAGCCUUUGGCCUGGUCUCUUUCCUGAUGCAUGCUGGUCUGGAGAGGAAUCGGAUCCGUAAACACCUGCUGGCCUUCGCCCUGGCAGCACCUGUCCUCGCCAUGGUUACCUUCGUAGGACUCAGCCAGAGCAGUAAAGAGGCACUGUCCAACGUGAACGCCACAGGCGUGGCCAUGCUGUUCUCUGCCGGGACCUUCCUGUAUGUUGCCACCGUACACGUUCUGCCUGAGGUGGGCGGGACCGGACACAGCCACUCCCCCACACCGGGGAAGGAAGCAGCGAAGGGACUGAGCAAGGUGGAGGUUGGGGCUCUGGUUCUGGGCUGUCUGCUACCGCUGGUGCUGUCUGUGGGACACCACCACUAGACACACACCGCUAGUAGACACAAAGGAGACCGAGGGGAGGAGAGGAAAGGAGGGAUGUAGUAAUGAGAGGAAGAGUGGGUUUAGAGGGAAAGCAGCCUAACGGACAUCUCUAUCACACAUCUCAAAUGUCUUAUGUACCUGUUCUGUUGAUGGACUUCUGAUUUGGUUGGAUUGCGGUUGUUGUGUCCUCGUUGCCGGGACAACGACCUGCGGGUGGAAUCGGAACCGCGCUGGACAACACAAAGGGAUGAUGAUGAUGUCAUAACCAUAGUAAUAAGGACCUCCCACUUGUUCAACACUCUAAAGGAAGUGCUAUCUGCUGAUACUGAUGACACAAGACUGCUACCAUGGUUUCUGCUUCUUUUAAGCAGACAUUUAUUUUUCUAUUUUGGGGGGGGGGGGGGGGGGGGUCUCUCUAGGUAGGCUUUACAUGAACUCAUGUUAAUGUACCUGCUUUUGUUCUGUUGCUGAGGACUGGGCUGUGAGAAAUGAAGGGAUAGUUGUGACAUCUUGCAGUAAAAGUAAAGGUUUUAAAUCAAGAGUGAUUUUUCACUCUCACUUUUCAGAGCAUUGUUUAUGUGCUACGAUGAGCUUGCACUCUGACACACGGUGUUCUUACUGUGAGAUUAAAUGUAGUCUAUAUUCAAAUUCUUGCUAGUGCAAUCAGUAACUAAUUAGAAGUUUACAUGUGAGUAGUUGCACUUCUAUGACUUGUGGCCUGAUCUAUAGGCUAUUUAUUUAUCUACCGUACUGUUAAAGGACAUUGGACAUUUGAGAGACAUGUUGUCUAUAAGACUGCUGUCCACAGACUCUAGCAAACCUGUUAACUGAGGCUUAUUAAAGGGGAAAUCCGCAGUUCAAACGAUAACCAAAGGAAUCCCCGCCACCUUGUUGGGUAAACAGCUUGAAGGAUGACUGUCUUGCUUCAGACUCACAAUGGAAGCCCCAGGACCAGCCUCUAAAUUAUACACCGUAAUGGAAGCCCUGGCCCCCAGGACCAGCCUCUAAAUUAUACACUGUAAUGGAAGCCCUGGUCCCAGGAUCAGCCUCUAAAUUAUACACUGUAAUGGAAGCCCCAGGACCAGCCUCUAAAUUAUACACCAUAAUGGAAGCCCCAGGACCAGCCUCUAAAUUAUACACCAUAAUGGAAGCCCCAGGACCAGCCUCUAAAUUAUACACCGUAAUGGAAGCCCUGGUCCCAGGAUCAGCCUCUAAAUUAUACACUGUAAUGGAAGCCCCAGGACCAGCCUCUAAAUUAUACACCAUAAUGGAAGCCCCAGGACCAGCCUCUAAAUUAUACACCAUAAUGGAAGCCCCAGGACCAGCCUCUAAAUUAUACACCGUAAUGGAAGCCCUGGUCCCAGGACCAGCCUCUAAAUUAUACACCGUAAUGGAAGCCCCAGGACCAGCCUCUAAAUUAUACACCGUAAUGGAAGCCCUGGCCCCCAGGACCAGCCUCUAAAUUAUACACUGUAAUGGAAGCCCUGGUCCCAGGACCAGUCUCUAAAUUAUACACCGUAAUGGAAGCCCCAGGACCAGCCUCUAAAUUAUACACCGUAAUGGAAGCCCCAGGACCAGCCUCUAAAUUAUACACCGUAAUGGAAGCCCUGGCCCCCAGGACCAGCCUCUAAAUUAUACACUGUAAUGGAAGCCCCAGGACCAGCCUCUAAAUUAUACACCGUAAUGGAAGCCCCAGGACCAGCGUCUAAAUUAUACACCGUAAUGGAAGCCCUGGCCCCAGGACCAGCCUCUAAAUUAUACACCGUAAUGGAAGCCCUGGUCCCAGGACCAGCCUCUAAAUUAUACACCGUAAUGGAAGCCCCAGGACCAGCCUCUAAAUUAUACACCGUAAUGGAAGCCCCAGGACCAGCCUCUAAAUUAUACACCGUAAUGGAAGCCCUGGUCCCAGGACUAGCCUCUAAAUUAUACACCGUAAUGGAAGCCCUGGCCCCAGGACCAGCCUCUAAAUUAUACACUGUAAUGGAAGCCCUGGCCCCCAGGACCAGCCUCUAAAUUAUACACUGUAAUGGAAGCCCUGGUCCCAGGACCAGCCUCUAAAUUAUACACGUAAUGGAAGCCCCAGGACCAGCCUCUAAAUUAUACACCGUAAUGGAAGCCCCAGGACCAGCCUCUAAAUUAUACACCGUAAUGGAAGCCCUGGCCCCCAGGACCAGCCUCUAAAUUAUACACUGUAAUGGAAGCCAUGGUCCCAGGACCAGCCUCUAAAUUAUACACCGUAAUGGAAGCCCCAGGACCAGUCUCUAAAUUAUACACCGUAAUGGAAGCCCUGGUCCCAGGACCAGCCUCUAAAUUAUACACCGUAAUGGAAGCCCCAGGACCAGCCUCUAAAUCAUACACCGUAAUGGAAGCCCCAGGACCAGCCUCUAAAUUAUACACCGUAAUGGAAGCCCUGGCCCCCAGGACCAGCCUCUAAAUUAUACACUGUAAUGGAAGCCCUGGUCCCAGGACCAGCCUCUAAAUUAUACACCGUAAUGGAAGCCCCAGGACCAGCCUCUAAAUUAUACACCGUAAUGGAAGCCCUGGUCCCAGGACUAGCCUCUAAAUUAUACACCGUAAUGGAAGCCCUGGUCCCAGGACCAGCCUCUAAAUUAUACACCGUAAUGGAAGCCCCAGGACCAGCCUCUAAAUCAUACACCGUAAUGGAAGCCCCAGGACCAGCCUCUAAAUUAUACACCGUAAUGGAAGCCCUGGCCCCCAGGACCAGCCUCUAAAUUAUACACUGUAAUGGAAGCCCUGGUCCCAGGACCAGCCUCUAAAUUAUACACCGUAAUGGAAGCCCCAGGACCAGCCUCUAAAUUAUACACCGUAAUGGAAGCCCCAGGACCAGCCUCUAAAUUAUACACCGUAAUGGAAGCCCUGGUCCCAGGACUAGCCUCUAAAUUAUACACCGUAAUGGAAGCCCUGGCCCCAGGACCAGCCUCUAAAUUAUACACUGUAAUGGAAGCCCUGGUCCCAGGACCAUCCUCUAAAUUAUACACCGUAAUGGAAGCCCCAGGACCAGCCUCUAAAUUAUACACCGUAAUGGAAGCCCCAGGACCAUCCUCUAAAUUAUACACCGUAAUGGAAGCCCUGGUCCCAGGACUAGCCUCUAAAUUAUACACCGUAAUGGAAGCCCUGGCCCCAGGACCAGCCUCUAAAUUAUACACUGUAAUGGAAGCCCUGGUCCCAGGACCAGCCUCUAUGCACCAUAAAAUCUAAACUUAUAUCAACCCAUGAAUUACCCUGCUUUCUUUUACGUUUGGUUUCAAAUGUGGUUCUCUUCAGACCUGUUUUCCUGAGUGAUUGCAGGAUAGCUACUGGUCUACUUGAUGGCAAGUAGACUGGGUACUGGUCUACCUGAUGACAAGUAGACUGGCGACUGGUCUAUUUGAUGGUGGUAGACUGGGGACUGGUCUACCUGAUGACAAGUAGACUGGGUACUGGUCUAUUUAAUGCUGGUAGACUGGUACUGGUCUAUUUGAUGGUGGUAGACUGGUACUGGUCUAUUUGAUGGUGGUAGACUGGUACUGGUCUAUUUAAUGGUGGUAGACUGGUACUGGUCUAUUUAAUGGUGGUAGACUGGUACUGGUCUAUUUGAUGGUGGUAGACUGGUACUGGUCUAUUUGAUGGUGGUAGACUGGGUACUGGUCUAUUUGAUGGUGGUAGACUAGUACUGGUCUAUUUAAUGGUGGUAGACUGGGUACUGGUCUAUUUGAUGGUGGUAGACUGGUACUGGUCUAUUUAAUGGUGGUAGACUGGUACUGGUCUAUUUGAUGGUGGUAGACUGGUACUGGUCUAUUUAAUGGUGGUAGACUGGUACUGGUCUAUUUGAUGGUGGUAGACUGGUACUGGUCUAUUUGAUGGUGGUAGACUGGGUGAUUUUAGGGUACAUGACAUUAGGCAUUGUUCCGUGAGUAGUCAGACCAAUAGAUGCAUUAUAAUGAACUCUGAACUGAGGGACCAGUAAUAUGGAGUGUAGACCAACAGACAGUCGCCGGUAGAUGUUCAGACUGAUGGCUUUGUCUGGAUCACCUCGUGUCUGUCUGUGAAGAGGGACUUAGUUAUUUGCAUUUGGGUCAAACAAAACAGCAGUUGUGACGUAAUGACUUUAGAUUUAUUUUUUUAUUUUUUUUCUGAUUUGCUUUUAAUUUAUCUUCUGUCCUUAUCAAUGUUAUAAAAUCUCAGCAAUAAGCAUGUUAAUUUUGUGAGCUCUGGUGUCCGUGUCUACCCACACAGAGUUAUCCAUUAUAUUGACCAGGUGGUUGAGUGGUCAUCUCUAACAAUUGAAAGAGAUGCCACUCAAUGCCCCUAUUCGAUCAAAUAAACCACACGUAGAAAAUAA
Molecule: messenger RNA, 6284 nt
Organism: Oncorhynchus mykiss (rainbow trout)
Lineage: Eukaryota; Metazoa; Chordata; Actinopteri; Salmoniformes; Salmonidae
Product: zinc transporter ZIP9
Biological process (GO): transmembrane transport; zinc ion transport
Cellular component (GO): membrane
Molecular function (GO): metal ion transmembrane transporter activity
Source: RefSeq, a predicted model, not a curated record